UUGGCGUAUGCACAACAACAAAUAACGGAAUCUCCCCCGCCGCCAGAUAUUCUCCAGUGUUUGGGCAUCUCUGCUGUGAGCACUGCACACAUUUGGGAACUAUUGGGUAGCAGCAGGGGAAAGAUGUUAGCAGAGAGAAAACCUAGUUGGAAGUGUUUUCGAAGCAGGCCGCUGCACGUGCUUUCUGCCUCGCUGGUAAAUCAAAUGCCCGCCCAGAGACGUAUGUCUGCCGCCGGGACUGACUGAGUAUUACUUUGACUUGCAGAAUAACUUGUAGAACUGGACUUCGAAUAAACUGCGGUCCGAAGUUCGGGUUACACGUAAGCUCCCAGUCUGUAAACAGGGCCAGUGCGAGCUGACCAUGGAGGGUGGUGGAAUGGUUUGAGGACAAGCAGGAAAGAAGUGUUCACCAUGGGGAGCCACAGGAACGGUUUUACUAAGGAGAGUUUCAUUUUGUCUGUGGAUGUCGGGACUACUUCGAUCAGAUGUCAUGUCUAUGACAAGGAGGCAGAAAUCCGAGGGUCAUGCUCCACCAUGGUGGUCCCCUUGUAUCCAGAGGUAGGACAUGUGGAAAUGGACCCAGAAGCAAUAUGGGAAGGGUUUAUCACUGUGGUCAAGGGAGCUGUGCAAGAUGCCGGAGUUCACAUGCGUCAGAUAGAGGCCCUGGGCAUCUCAACUCAAAGAGCCACUUUCACAACAUGGGACCGGAGAACGGGAAUUCCUUUCCACAACUUCAUCAGCUGGCAGGAUCAGAGAGCUGCAGAUUUGGUGAAGUCCUGGAACAGAUCCUGCACAAUGACGGCCAUCCAGGGCGUGAUGAAGGUGCUCUACUUCUUCACUAGACAGAAACGGUUGCUGUCAGCAAGUCGUCUCGUCUUCUCCCCUCAACAUGUAACCUUCCGCCUCGUCUGGGCCCUCACACACUACAAGCAGGUUCGUCAGGCGGCAACUAAAGGCAACUGCUGCUUUGGAACAAUCGACACCUGGCUGCUGUUCAAACUCACCAAAGGGAAAGUCCAUGCCACAGAUUACUCCAAUGCCAGUUCUACAGGAAUUUUCGAUGCCUACCAGAUGUGUUGGAGUGGCUUUCUCAGCUCUAUGGUUUCUAUACCUCUCUCUAUUUUCCCCAAAGUAGAAAACACUAGCUAUGACUUUGGAUACACAGACCCGUCCAUAUUCGGUCUGCCCAUCCCCAUCAUGUCAGUGAUAGCGGACCAGCAGGCAGCCAUGUUUGGAGAGUGCUGCUUUGAUGUUGGUGAUGUCAAGAUCACCAUGGGAACCGGCACCUUCGUGGACAUCAACACCGGGAAUACACCACAUACAUCGUCAGCAGGUCUGUAUCCUCUGGUGGGAUGGAAGAUCGGCUCAGAGGUGGUGUACCUGGCCGAGGGCAAUGCAGCGGACACAGGCACCGCCAUCAAAUGGGCUCAGGAGCUGGAGCUCUUCUCUGACGUCCAGGAGACCAGCGACAUGGCUUACAGUGUCAGUGACUCAGACGGAGUGUGCUUCGUUCCCUCCUUCAACGGCCUGCAGGCUCCUCUGAAUGAUCCCAAAGCCUGUGCCUCCCUCAUGGGCCUCAAACAAUCCACCACUAAGAGUCAUCUGAUCCGAGCCAUUCUGGAGUCUGUGGCCUUCAGGAACAAGCAGCUAUAUGACACAACCCUGAGGGAAACUCAUAUUCCCAUCACAAAGAUCAGGGUGGAUGGCGGCGUUUCCACCAACAACUUCGUCAUGCAGCUGACUGCAGACCUGUUUGGCAGAAAGGUAUCCCGACCCCACCACUACGAAAUGUCGUGCUUAGGGGCCGCUUUCGUCGCUGGACUUGGAGUCGGCUAUUGGAGCAGCAGAGAGGAGCUGAAGAAGCUGCAAAGAGCUGACGAUGCGUUCCUGCCCAAAGGGGUUCCCAACGGCAGUGCCUCCAGCCCGAGUCGGGAGUACGUCCCCGUCAUCCAGAGCUGGGAGAAGGCUCUCAGGCGCUCCAUGAACUGGUACAAGCCGUGACCCGGACGCACACAGAGAGAGGGCGGUCCAGAGUCUGAACAAGUAGGAUAUCCAUACAUGAGUUUUUAGACUCCAAUUGAACCUUAUCCUUGUACUCAUUCCUCACCUCAAGCCACUGGUGCCUCUUUAUAUUGCAGUUUUUUUAUCAAGCUUGGAUAAUAUUUGUACAUGUUGACUGCCACAUGGGGGCGCUAAUGACUCUGUCUUGUAGCUUUUUCUUUUAUGAACAGCCAUAGCAACAACAUGCCACACAAUAUGGAUUGAAAUCACAUUCACACAUGAUGCUCACUUAAUAGGAAGCAGGAAUUUAGAAUAAAGAAAAACACUUAUUAGUUAAAAAUCCCUUUUCCUUCUUGUCUUCACAGCAUUUAGGCUUUGUUGAUCGAUAAGUAGUCAACUAUAAAUGACUUUAAACAACUUAUUUAAAUAUCUUUAUCUCAAAAUCGUACAAAUUAACUAAUAUGAUUACCUUUUAUCAGCUUCUCAAAUGUGAGCAUUUUUUGAUUACUGUGACAGUAAACUGAAUAUGUUUUAGUUGUGGACCAAACGAGACAUUUGAGGGUUUCUUCUUGGGCUUUGAGAAAUAAUAAUCAACAUUUAUCACCAUUUUCUGAUAGAUUAUAAGCAAUGGAAAAACGUGCAGCUCUACAAGACAUGUAAAAUGUUAGUGUCACUAGAAGAAACAUCCACAUGUCCUUAAAUCAGAAGCAGCUUCAUGUUUACCUUUAUACAUUCUAGCUGCUCGCUUUACACAGUACGUGAACUUAUAUUGUAUCUAAAAACUAUGUUUAUAUGUGAUGAUGAUAUUUUUUAAAUGUGACUGGAACAAAAUCUAAUUGUCUGUGCUUUGCUCUGUGGAGGGAAAUCCUGCAGGCUUUUACUACUUACACUGGAAAGGAAAACAAUUUUGCAAAAUGUGGCCGUUAGAGGGAUCUGAUUAGAAAAUGUAGCUUUGCUGUAGUAGCAUUGUCUCACACAGAAAUAUUAAAUGAAAGGCUCAUGGGUAGUUCAAAUUAACUGGGGGAUAUCAAAUAUUAACUUGCUUACAACAUAAAAUAGGAUACAUUACAUGUCAUUUUUACAUAAAGUGUAUUUCUUGUCAAUCCAUGUUUUGUAACCCCUUAUUUUCAGGUAUUAUUGUUGAGUUCCUCCCCGGGGGGAAGCCAUGUUAAUGUCAUGUGAUGUUUUGACUCAAGUAUUUAACUUGACCUGAUGAACUAAGAUGACAAAGUUACACAUUCUAAUCGUCUUAUAGAAUAAAAAUGCUAACAAAUAACAUAA
Gymnodraco acuticeps is the source of this 3282-nucleotide messenger RNA. RefSeq names its product glycerol kinase 5 (gene gk5). The record is from RefSeq and is a predicted model, not a curated record. Gene Ontology annotation, molecular function: glycerol kinase activity. NCBI's taxonomy places the organism in Eukaryota, Metazoa, Chordata, Actinopteri, Perciformes, Bathydraconidae. Gene Ontology annotation, cellular component: mitochondrion. Bases 412 to 2001 code for a protein of 529 amino acids. Gene Ontology annotation, biological process: triglyceride metabolic process; glycerol-3-phosphate biosynthetic process; glycerol metabolic process. The transcript has 18 exons.